CCCGCCGCCGCCGCCAUGCCGCUGCUCUUCCUCGAGCGCUUCCCGUGGCCCAGCCUCCGCACCUACACGGGCCUCAGCGGCCUGGCCUUGCUCGGCACCAUCGUCAGCGCCUACCGCGCCCUCAGCCAGCCGCAGGCCGGGGCGGGCGAGCCGGAGCCGCUAACGGCCCCGCUGCAGCCCGAGGCGCUCGUGCCGUCGCGCCUGGCCGCCGGCGGCCCCCGGGCCCGCGAGGUGGCCCAGUACCUGCUGUCGGACAGCCUGUUCGUGUGGGUUCUGGUGAAUACUGCCUGCUGUGUUUUGAUGUUGGUGGCUAAGCUUAUCCAGUGUAUUGUGUUUGGUCCUCUUCGAGUGAGUGAGAGACAGCAUCUCAAAGACAAGUUUUGGAAUUUUAUUUUCUACAAGUUCAUUUUCAUUUUUGGUGUGCUGAAUGUCCAGACUGUGGAGGAGGUGGUGAUGUGGUGCCUCUGGUUUGCCGGCCUUGUUUUUCUGCAUUUGAUGGUUCAGCUCUGCAAAGACCGAUUUGAAUACCUUUCCUUUUCUCCCACCACACCCAUGAGCAGCCACGGGAGAGUCCUGUCUCUGUUGAUGGCGAUGCUGCUCUCCUGCUGUGGACUGGCAGUUGUCUGCUGUGUCACAGGCUACACCCAUGGCAUGCACACCUUGGCUUUCAUGGCUGCGGAGUCUCUUCUUGUGACAGUGAGGACAGCUCAUGUGAUUUUAAGAUAUGUAAUUCACCUCUGGGACCUCAACCAUGAAGGGACUUGGGAAGGAAAGGGAACCUAUGUGUAUUACACCGAUUUUGUCAUGGAGCUCACUCUCUUGUGCCUGGACCUCAUGCACCACAUUCACAUGCUGUUGUUUGGCAACAUCUGGUUAUCUAUGGCUAGCCUGGUCAUCUUUAUGCAGCUCCGUUACCUGUUCCAUGAGGUACAGCGGCGGAUCCGUCGGCACAAGAACUAUUUACGUGUGGUAGGAAACAUGGAAGCCAGGUUUGCAGUUGCAACUCCAGAGGAGCUAGCUGUCAAUAAUGAUGACUGUGCAAUCUGCUGGGACUCCAUGCAGGCUGCAAGGAAGCUUCCCUGUGGACAUCUUUUUCACAACUCCUGCCUUCGUUCUUGGCUAGAACAAGACACGUCUUGUCCAACAUGCAGAAUGUCUCUUAACAUUGCUGAUGGCAGUCGAGCCAGGGAGGACCAGCAGGGGGAGAACUUGGACGAGAACUUGGUCCCUGUGGCUGCUGCCGAGGGCAGGCCUCGUUUAAACCAGCACAACCACUUCUUCCACUUCGACGGGUCCCGGAUUGCGAGCUGGCUGCCAAGUUUUUCAGUUGAAGUGAUGCACACUACCAACAUUCUUGGCAUCACACAGGCAAGCAACUCCCAGCUAAAUGCCAUGGCUCAUCAAAUUCAAGAGAUGUUCCCCCAGGUCCCAUACCACCUUGUGCUCCAGGACCUCCAGAUGACUCGCUCCGUGGAAAUAACAACAGACAACAUCUUAGAAGGACGGAUUCAAGUUCCUUUUCCCACACAGCGGUCAGAGAGCCUGCGGCCUGCACUCAACAGCCCGGUGGAAAGGCCCAGCACUGAUCCAGAGGAGGGAGAAGCUUCUGUCCAGACGGAGCGUGGACCACUGGACCUCAGUCCUCGCCUGGAAGAGACCCUGGACUUCAGUGAGGUAGAAGUGGAGCCCGGUGAGGUGGAAGACUUUGAGGCCCGGGGGAGCCGCUUCUCCAAGUCUGCUGAUGAGAGACAGCGCAUGUUAGUCCAGCGCAAGGAUGACCUCCUGCAGCAGGCUCGGAGGCGGUUCUUGAACAAAAGUUCUGAAGAUGACAUGGCCUCAGAGAGACUCCUCCCCUCUGAAGGCACGUCCUCUGACCCCGUGACCCUGCGCCGGAGGAUGCUGGCAGCUGCUGCUGAGCGGAGACUUCAGAGGCAGCAGACAACCUAGUGCUUCCUCAUCUUCCUCAGCCU
Molecule: messenger RNA, 1970 nt
Organism: Peromyscus eremicus (cactus mouse)
Lineage: Eukaryota; Metazoa; Chordata; Mammalia; Rodentia; Cricetidae
Gene: Amfr
Product: autocrine motility factor receptor
Exons: 14
Coding region: 16-1947 (643 amino acids)
Biological process (GO): endoplasmic reticulum unfolded protein response; ubiquitin-dependent protein catabolic process; protein K48-linked ubiquitination
Cellular component (GO): cytosol; ubiquitin ligase complex; endoplasmic reticulum
Molecular function (GO): ubiquitin protein ligase activity; ubiquitin binding
Source: RefSeq, a predicted model, not a curated record